This is a messenger RNA of Durusdinium trenchii, 1286 nucleotides long. NCBI's taxonomy places the organism in Eukaryota, Dinophyceae, Suessiales, Symbiodiniaceae. The record is from the annotation of a GenBank genome assembly.
AUGGCUCUGCAGCUCAUGAGCCCCUUGGAAAGCCAAGAAGAUACAGGGCAAAUUUCGAUACAGGAAGUGUCACUUGCCCAGAAUCUGUUUGGAGGCCGGGACACAGACCAAGUGCUGGCCGCGGUCGUUGGAUCGUGGAAGAUUGCAACUCAGGAGAAAUGGUUUGAAGGAUUUUUCCUGAGAGCAGAGAAAGAGGAACCAGCAGCAGCCGCAAAGAAGGAGGAAGAACCAGAGGCACCCGCAAAGAAGAAAAGAGAAGUGGAAGCUUUGAAGGAGAAGUCGGAGGCCGCAGAGAAACCCAAAAUGCAGCAGGCAAUUGAUUUGCCGGCGCAGACGGAAGAGAAACCCGUGGAGGCAGAGGAAGAGAGCAGGAGAGCAGAAACGCGUGCAAGUAAAGCAGAGGCGCCACAAGUCGAAACCGUGUUGGAUUUGGAUGAGAAGGAUGAAGACGCUUCAAUCCGCAUGGUGGAGGCUCCAUCAAGCACAUCCAGAGCCAAAGACGCUGCGGUGAGGCGAAAGCAAGAAGAACAGCAAAAAGAGGAAGCACAACUAACUGCGUCAAAGAGCGCGAGCAGCGAAAGAACGGCUACGCAGCGCAUUAGCCCCGCGGAAGGCCACGAGGCAGAGAAAGAGGAACCAGCGGCAGCCGCAAAGAAGGAGGAAGAACCAGAGGCAACCGCAAAGAAGAAAAGAGAAGCAGAAGCUCUGAAGCAGAAGCUAGAGGAAGAACAGCUGCUUCGGCAACAGGCCGCAGAGAAGCAGGCUGAAGAAAAGCGCAAAGUGGACAAGGAGCUCCACCAGCUCAAGUCCAGGGCAGACACAAACAUGGUAGCCACCAUGAACCGGGUGGUCACGCAGCUCAUUGGUCCUUUGGAGACCAAACACGGUGAUUUACUACUUGGCGAUCCGAGCUAACAAGCCCGUGAGCAUGCUGCUCAAGGACUCUGAAGAGGGCAAAGAGGUACCGACUAUGGAAAUACCGAAGGCAAAAGCAAAACCAAAGCAAAAGCGACAGAGUUGUUACUAGAAGCGAUGCCCUUGUUACUACUAGCUUCCUGUUACUACUAGCGUGGCACCUGUUACUACUAGAGUGCCUGAGGCUGAUCCGAAGUCCAGGAAGUGAAGUCAGACACUUCGAGCGCGCAGCAGACUGAUCCGAGGCAUUGUAUUUGAAGACUCGCAGGAGAGGCUAUUGAGGUAACCACGUGAUAUUCAGCCCUCGAGCACAAGAAGAAGCCAAGGAAAUAGGAGCCCCUAGUAGCGUCCUUGCUCCUAGUAGCGAUGCC